AUGCUCGCCGAUCUGAACAAGAAAUACCUCGAUACUCUGGAAAAUCGUCCUCUAGCCACCAAGGCGCUUACUGCAGCAGUCCUAAAUGCACUCAACGAACAGCUAGCCACCUACUUUGCUGGAGAAUCCAGAAACACCACCAUCAAGAUCGGAUCCCAAGAGGUGCAGCUCUCGCACUCCGUCACAAAACGCGUCCCUUUGAUGUUCUUCUAUGGCCUUCUAAUCAAUGGGCCUUUUACCCAUUACGCGUACAAACUGCUGCACUUAGUUUACCGUCCGCCGAUGGGCCCAAGAAAAAGACUAGCCCAGAUCCUCACCUCCAUGGUUACCAUCACGCCAGCCAUUUCUGCGCUAAUGAUCUCCUAUAUCUCGCUGAUCUCCAACAUUAAUGUCGCGAAUAUAAAGGAUCUGACCUCUGCCAGAGCCGAGCUGCUGGACGUGCUUAAGAAAGUCAAGGUUUCGCUCCAGAAAUCGCUAGUCUCGGUGAUUCGUUCUUCGUGGAUCUCCAGCCCGAUCUUCAUGCUUGUGGCCCAGAGUUUCCUCAAGCCAAACCAAUGGGCCGUGUUCUUCAACUUCUGCUACUUUGUGCUGGGCACCUACAAUAAUACCAUAAUCAAGCGUAAGCAAAAGGAACAGAAAUCGGACGCGGAGAAACAAGAAUGA
Messenger RNA from Ogataea angusta, 663 nucleotides. RefSeq lists its product as uncharacterized. Gene Ontology annotation, cellular component: cytoplasm; membrane. The coding region runs from base 1 to 663 and encodes 220 amino acids. The record is from RefSeq and is a predicted model, not a curated record. The transcript has a single exon. Lineage: Eukaryota; Fungi; Ascomycota; Pichiomycetes; Pichiales; Pichiaceae.